Molecule: messenger RNA, 3308 nt
Organism: Xenopus laevis (African clawed frog)
Lineage: Eukaryota; Metazoa; Chordata; Amphibia; Anura; Pipidae
Gene: pitrm1.L
Product: pitrilysin metallopeptidase 1 L homeolog
Exons: 27
Coding region: 81-3164 (1027 amino acids)
Biological process (GO): protein processing; proteolysis
Cellular component (GO): mitochondrial matrix
Molecular function (GO): metal ion binding; metalloendopeptidase activity
Source: RefSeq, a predicted model, not a curated record
CGCGCCACAUGGUAGGGGUGGGAAAGUGACAGGGCUGCAGGCUGAAGCCGGGGAUAGUUGUGCGGCUGUGAGGCAGAGACAUGAUCAGGCAAUGCUGGGCUGGGCUGCGGCUGUGCCGAGCUCUGUAUCAGACUUCCUACCGGUGGCACGGCAAGUCGGCGUGUGAGAGAGCCUUACGCUAUUCACCGGGAGAGUCUAUCCACGGUUUUACUGUAAACGAGGUAACCCCAGUCCCUGAAUUGUUUUUAACUGCAGUCAAACUCAGCCAUGACAACACCGGUGCCAAAUACUUGCACGUCGCCAGAGAAGAUUCCAAUAAUUUAUUCAGUGUACAGUUCCGGACAACUCCCCUGGACAGCACGGGGGUCCCACACAUACUGGAGCACACUGUGUUAUGUGGCUCACAAAAGUAUCCAUGUAGGGACCCCUUUUUCAAAAUGCUCAACAGAUCCCUCUCCACAUUUAUGAAUGCAUUCACAGCAAGUGAUUACACAAUGUACCCAUUCUCCACGCAAAAUGCCAAAGAUUUCCAAAAUCUCCUGUCUGUAUAUCUGGAUGCCGUGUUUUUCCCUUGCUUACGAGAGCUGGAUUUCUGGCAGGAGGGGUGGAGACUGGAGCAUGAAAAUCCAGAGGAUCCAAACUCACCUUUGAUUUUUAAAGGCAUUGUAUUCAAUGAAAUGAAGGGCGCAUUUACGGACAAUGAGAAAGUAUUUUCCCAGCACCUGCAGAACAAGCUGCUCCCAGACCAUACGUACUCUGUUGUGUCAGGUGGGGAACCUCUGAACAUUCCAGAUCUGACAUGGGAACAGCUGAAAGAGUUCCAUGCAACUCAUUAUCAUCCCAGCAAUGCCAGAUUCUUCACGUACGGCAAUCUGCCACUGGAGAUGCAUUUAAAACAAAUCCACGAAGAUGCCCUGAGCAAAUUUGGAAGAAUAGAUCCCAAAACAUCUGUUCCUCCUCAAGAACGCUGGCAAAGCCCUCGGGAAUACAGCAUUUCCUGUGGAGUGGACUCCUUUGCGUCUGAUCCUGAAAAGCAGACCAUGGUCAGCGUGAAUUUCCUGCUGUCAGAAAUUACAGACUCGUUUGAGGCAUUUACCUUGAGCCUUCUCUCCUCCCUAAUGGUUGAUGGGCCAAAUUCUCCUUUCUACAAAGCUUUGAUUGAAGCCAACCUUGGUACAGAUUUUUCUCCUGAUACUGGAUUUAACAAUUACACCCGAGAAACCUACUUUAGCAUCGGGUUACAAGGGAUAAAUAAAGAGGAUUCCGAAAAAGUGAAGCACAUAAUUAACAGGACGAUUAACGAGAUUGCCGAGCAAGGAAUUGAGCCAGAAAGAAUAGAAGCUCUUCUUCAUAAGCUGGAGAUCCAAAUGAAACAUCAGUCAACAAGCUUUGGACUCACCUUAGCGUCGUACAUUGCAUCAUGUUGGAAUCACGAGGGGGAUCCUGUCGACCUCUUGAAGAUCGGAGAUAAAAUUAGCCGGUUUAGGCAAUGCCUCAAAGAGAAUCCAAAGUUCCUUCAAGACAAAGUCAAGCAGUAUUUUCAGGUCAAUCAGCACAGGAUGAUGCUUUCCAUGAGCCCCGACGAGCAGCACUACGACAAGGAAGAGCAACUGGAAGAAGAAAAACUGACCCAAAAGGUCAAAGCUUUGUCUGAAGAAGAAAGAAAGCAAAUUUAUGAGAAAGGUCUCGAGCUGAUAAGCCUACAGAGCAAACCACAAGACUUUUCCUGCCUUCCUGCUCUUAAAGUGUCAGAUAUUGAGCCUCAGAUUCCACUGACAGACUUAGAAAUUGCCUAUGCAGGUGAUGUCCCUGUGCAAUACUGCACUCAACCAACCAAUGGAAUGGUAUAUUUCAGGGCAGUCUCCAGUCUAAACACUCUUCCCGAGGAACUAAAGCCAUAUGUGCCCUUGUUUUGCUCUGUCAUCACCAAACUUGGCUGCGGGGUUUAUAAUUACCGGGAACAAGCACAACAAAUGGAGCUGACGACAGGAGGAAUGUCUGUGUGUCCCCACAUCAUAUCAGAUGACUCAAGUCUGGAUACUUAUGAACAGGGGAUACUGUUCUCCUCUCUGUGUUUAGACAGAAACAUGCCGGACAUGAUGCAUCUGUGGAGUGAAAUAUUUAAUAGCCCUCAUUUUGACGACGAGGAACGAUUAAGGGUGCUGGUCCGUAUGAGCGCCCAAGAAAUGUCCAACGGGAUCCCGGACUCGGGACAUGUUUAUGCCUCUAUCCGUGCCAGCAGGACUCUCACACCCACAGGAGAAUUACAGGAACUCUUCAGCGGAAUGGACCAGGUGAAAAUGAUAAAGAGAAUUGCAGAAAUGCCGGAUAUGGGUUCAAUAUUACGAAAGUUGUCGCGGAUUCGGAAAUUCGUUCUGCUAAGUGACAACAUGAGGUGCUCCAUAAAUGCCGCCCCACAGCAGAUGGAAACGGCCUCCAAGGAAAUGGAACACUUCCUGACCGGAAUAACUCGCAGCAAAAAGGAACGCAAAGCUAUCCGACCCCAUGUUGUUGAGAAAUCAUCAAAUCCAUCCCCUUCCGGAAGUGAAAUCUCUCGAACAGCCACAAGAAAGUUGGUUGGUGAUCCAACCUUCAAACCAUGUCAGAUGAAAACCCACUUCUGCCUGUCAUUCCCAGUCAAUUACAUUGGCGAGUGCGUGAGGACCGUCCCAUACACACACCCUGAUUAUGCCAGCCUCCGUAUUCUCGCACGGAUCAUGACCGCUAAAUUCCUCCACGGAGAGAUCCGAGAGAAGGGCGGUGCCUAUGGCGGAGGAGCAAAACUCAGCUUCGAUGGAAUCUUUGGCUUUUACUCCUAUCGAGAUCCGAAUUCCCUGUCAACUCUGUCCACAUUUCAAAAAGCAACUGAUUGGGCAAAGUCGGGUCAGUUUAGCCAACAAGAUGUGGAUGAAGCCAAACUGUCGGUGUUUUCUGCUGUCGAUUCCCCCAUUGCUCCUUCUGAUAAAGGAAUGAAUCAUUUCCUACACGGCAUCUCUGACGAAAUGAAACAGAGGCACAGAGAAGAGCUUUUCGCUGUCACCCAUUCAGAUCUAACGAACGCCAGUAACAAGUAUCUAACUGCCGGCCAGUGCACUCGCGGAACUGCCAUUCUGGGUCCAGAAAACAAGAACAUUGCAAAAGAUCCCUCCUGGAUAAUUCGAUGAUUCCCCCCCACCCAUUUAAAAAUAAAAGUGUCAAAGUUCUACAAUAUCACAGUCCUAUUUUUAAUGAUUUCUAUUUAUAGCCGUUUCAUUUCCUACAGACCGUUUCAAUGUCACUAAUGCCAAAUAAAUCAUUUCUACCAAGUA